AUAGUUUUUCACUCGCAACUAAAGUUAUCGAUAGAAAUAUCGCUUCAUCGUAUCGGUAACUGUUUUUCAAUUCUACCUGCUCACAUGCUCUCAUAAGACUCAUCUUCUCAUCUGUGAACCUGGACACCACUUAACCCAUUCGCGUCGCCCCUCCAAUCCACAGCACCUCGGCUGCAUUAUUGCAGAUUGUACUCUGCUUGCCGUCCCGCUUUCAAUUCACAUCGACACGGUACUCAUUGCAGUUCACGUUCUCAUCAAAAGGUCACGCAUCAAUAUGGCAUCCGAGCCCCGCAAAAGAGGCGCGUUUAUCGUGCUCGAGGGUCUCGAUCGCAGCGGCAAGACGACCCAAGUCAAACUUCUCGAGCAGCGGUUCAUCGAGGCAGGCCGGCCAGCAAAGACUAUGCGCUUUCCAGAUAGAUCCACAGUCAUUGGCAAAAUGAUUGAUGGCUAUCUCAAGAGCGACGUGGAGGUAGAGGAUCAUGUCAUCCACCUCCUGUUCAGCGCCAAUAGGUGGGAAGCAGCGCACUCGAUUGAGAGGCUGUUAAAUGAAGGGACGACCAUUGUCUGCGACCGUUACUAUCACUCAGGGAUAGUGUACUCUUACGCCAAAUCAAACCCAUCCAUGCCGCUCUCCUGGCUUACAGCCCCUGAAAGUGGGCUGCCGCGCCCUGACGCCGUCUUGUUCCUGGAUCUUACGCCGGAAGAGGCGAGGGCGCGAGGCGGAUGGGGCAAUGAGAUAUACGAGAAAGAGGAGAUGCAGAAGAAGGUGGGCGAGGCCUUCCGGCAGCUUGGCGGUGUCGUCGACGGUGGGGAGAUUGAGCGGGAUGAGGAUGUCGUCGUCGUGGACGCCGGCGGGAGCGUAGAGGACGUUUCUGAGAAGAUAUGGAGCGUAGUAGCAGGGGCUCUGAACGCGGUGGAAAGGGGGGAGAAGGGGGGAGUGAGAACGGUGCCUUGA
Emericellopsis atlantica is the source of this 955-nucleotide messenger RNA. RefSeq names its product putative thymidylate kinase. Gene Ontology annotation, cellular component: nucleus; cytosol; cytoplasm. The transcript has 3 exons. Gene Ontology annotation, biological process: dTTP biosynthetic process; dTDP biosynthetic process; dUDP biosynthetic process. Gene Ontology annotation, molecular function: dTMP kinase activity; ATP binding. NCBI's taxonomy places the organism in Eukaryota, Fungi, Ascomycota, Sordariomycetes, Hypocreales, Bionectriaceae. The record is from RefSeq and is a predicted model, not a curated record. Bases 275 to 955 code for a protein of 226 amino acids.